Molecule: messenger RNA, 727 nt
Organism: Salvia miltiorrhiza (redroot sage)
Lineage: Eukaryota; Viridiplantae; Streptophyta; Magnoliopsida; Lamiales; Lamiaceae
Exons: 4
Coding region: 153-542 (129 amino acids)
Biological process (GO): intracellular protein transport; endoplasmic reticulum to Golgi vesicle-mediated transport
Cellular component (GO): endoplasmic reticulum; endoplasmic reticulum membrane
Source: RefSeq, a predicted model, not a curated record
AAACUUGAGGGGCAAAUUCUUAUAUUUAAAACUCACUACCUUGCAUAACCGACUCCGACUCGACGCACAGAGAAAGAAUCAAAGAUCGUCGAGAACCUUGGCUAUCCUUGACCGUUAAGAAAUCACACCCGGAAUUGAAAACCAGAGAAGAAAUGGCAUUGCAGUGGAUGAUUUUGGCGUACCUGGUGGCGGCGGAGGCCGCUCUGGCCGUUGUCCUCACUCUACCAUCGCCCAAAGCCAUACGAUCUCGUAUUGUGUCGGUCGUCUCACUAAUUCUCCAGCCCUCCCUCUUUAUCAUACCAUUUGCCGGUUUCCAGCUUCUCGAUAUAUACUGGAAGAAUGAGCAUCGAUUGAUGUGCACUGGAGAGGUCUGCACUGCCGCUGAGAGAGAUCGCUAUGAGAAAUCGAUGUACAAGUCUCAGAGGAACGCAGUGAUGUGCGUUGGCGCAUGCCUCCUUUACUGGUGCAUCUACCGCAUUUGCAAGUAUUAUAGACAGAUUGAGACCAUGGAGGAAGUCGAGAAGAGGUACAAGGAACAGUAGUACAUAUCUUUCUCCAUCCAUUUUGUCUCUCCAAUACAGUAGAUACGAGGCUAAAAACGUCUCUAUGGUAGUUUUUCAUAUAUUGCGUCAGCUGUUGUAGUGCUCUAGUUUGUCCAGUUCAUCUCUCUCUCUAUGAAUUGUGGAUUCUGCUGAUUACGGAAAUAAAUAUAGUUGUUAAAGACAUA